This is a messenger RNA of Geodia barretti, 491 nucleotides long. The record is from the annotation of a GenBank genome assembly. NCBI's taxonomy places the organism in Eukaryota, Metazoa, Porifera, Demospongiae, Tetractinellida, Geodiidae.
CAGGCGCGCGAUCCACGGCUUGGAUGACAAUAGCCUUGUAUCCCAACUUUUUCACUGCGCCAGUAGCCGCGGCUGUCACGUCUUUCUCUCCGCCGCCUUCAUUGCCGCCGCCUUCAUCAAGUCUAUGAUACUUCCCGAGAUUUGAGGGUGGGGUCAGGCUACGCCAGACUAGACUCCACUAUGACCGUGGGGAUUGAAGACUUUGCCGAAGUCCAGGCGGCUCUGUGGGCCGCCAGAUCAAAAUGGUACAACAUCGGCAUUCGGCUGAAACUAGAUGUUCGUGAGCUGGACAACAUUGAUGCUGAGACAAGGUUUGGUCUGGAUGACAAGUUCAACCUCAUGAUCAAGACCAGGUUUAACAAGAUUGAGCCAUGCACCUGGAGAGAUCUCUAUGAUGCAUUAAAUCACCCUACUGUUGCCAUGUCUGAUGUGGCAAAUAGGCUUUCAGCAAAGCUAACUGCCCGCAUCUUGACUUGAAAAUGCCCUUACCA